This is a messenger RNA of Belonocnema kinseyi, 2544 nucleotides long. RefSeq names its product monocarboxylate transporter 12 (gene Sln). Gene Ontology annotation, biological process: transmembrane transport; monocarboxylic acid transport. Lineage: Eukaryota; Metazoa; Arthropoda; Insecta; Hymenoptera; Cynipidae. The record is from RefSeq and is a predicted model, not a curated record. The transcript is spliced from 6 exons. Gene Ontology annotation, molecular function: monocarboxylic acid transmembrane transporter activity. The coding region runs from base 307 to 2400 and encodes 697 amino acids.
CCGCAAGUCUUUUCCCAAAGGGUCAUUCUAGUUCUAGUUAAUUGAAGCCCUGACUCAGUUUUCAGAAUCGAAAUCGCGUGCGUUUUCAGUUCGUAAAAAGGGGAUUAUUUUCAGAGGAAGUAGAACCAAAAUUUAUAUCCGAAGGCCAUCAGCGAGCCAAUCGAGCCAAGAGGGCAGCAAUCAUCUGGGCAGGGCGAAGGACAUUGACGAAAAAGAGGGUAGUUCGACAGUGAAACAAGAAAAGGUACCCAAGAAACACACUCCAAUGUAUCCCGGUUCUUGUGCCGGAAGCAGAUCAAUCGAGACAUGUCGUUGCCCCGAGAAUGGAGUUUUCAAAACUCGAGUCGAUCGGUCGAGGAUCGAGGACCGACCUCGGCCGCGUCUCAGGAGGGUAUCAAUCCGACCACCAUGGACGAGAAUAUGAACAUGAACCAACAGAACCAGCUGGGCUCUCUCUUUUCCAUCCACUCUGCCCCAGUUUUCGAACUGAAUACUUCAACAUCAUCUCCGAAGAGGCCCUCCUCCCUCAUGGUCCAGGUAACGGCAAACUCGACGCCCAUUGUUCCACCCCAUCUCAGUCCACCAGAAACGAUCGAGGACGAGGAUAACGACAAUCUUUUAACCAUCUCGAGUCUCACAGCCAGACCCUUGAUUGCAAAAUCUCGGGAGUUGAGGUCCUCCAAAGAGAGUGGCAGGAAGUGGAAAAAAAAGAAGAAAAAGAUGCCAAAAGCGAGUGAUGAUAAAAUCAAAAAUCCCAACUUCGUGCCUCUGGAUGGUGGAUAUGGAUGGGUUGUUGUUCUUGGGGCAUUUUUUGUUCAAUUUUGGGUCGCUGGAUUAGUGAAAUCUUACGGGGUUCUGUAUCUCGAAGUUAUGGAGACUUUCAAAGACUCGUCUGCAUCCUUUGCUUCCUGGAUUCCGGCGAUUUUGUCGUGUCUUUGUCUUGCCUUGGCACCAGUGACAAGCAUGUUGUGCCAAAAAUACAGCUGCCGAGCAGUGGUCUUUAUCGGGGGUCUUUUUUGCGCCCUGGGACUAACCAUUAGCUUCUUUGCUACUCGCUUGAUUCAUCUGUUUUUCACUUUUGGAGUUCUUACAGGAAUUGGAGGUGGUUUGUCAACAACUCCAGGCAUCAUAUUAGUUUCCCAAUAUUUUGACAAGCAUCGCGCCCUCGCAAAUGGAAUUUGUGUAUCCGGAACAGCAGCCGGAAGUUUCGUCUUGCCUCUGAUGAUAAAAACUCUAGUGACCAAUUUUGGAUUUCACGGAACACUUCUUCUCCUCGGUGGGUGCAUGCUCCAUGUCUGUGUGAGUGCAACUCUCUACAGGCCUCUGGAGAACAACUACGUGGAACAACCAUCUCCAGAGAAGACUGUAAACCCAGAAGAAAUUCUGGAACCUUUGCCAACUAAACAGCAGAAGCUGGAUCUUCUUUUUGCGAACGAUCCAACAACGAAAAACAAUCUGCUGAAUGAGCUUUUUCAUCAGAACAAUACUGUGACUUUAGAGCUAACAGAUAGUGAAGAAGAAAAAGAUAUUAUGGGAGAAGGUCUCAGGUUGAAGCCACUACCGAAGAUUCGAAGCUCCAGUAUUUUGCAUAGUGUUGAAGAUCUCUCGACUGAUUCUACUUGUGUUUAUAAAGCCAGAUCUUCACUCAGGUCGCUGAAAUCAUCAGUUACGGCUGUUUGUCCACCAUUGCCGGUAGAAAAUCUAGCUGAGGAAGAGACAAUUAAAAAAUCACUGGCACAAAAAGUGGCCCAGUAUCUUGAUCUGACACUUUUAAAGAACCCUCAAUUCAUCAUGAUGUGUCUCUCUGUGAUGCUGAUGUCGACCGGAAGUCCCUAUAUGUUGUACUAUCUUCCAGCUUAUGUUCACGCUUCUGGAUAUACAAAAUCUGAGGCUGGAUAUCUUGUUGCUAUAUCAGCAACUCUUGAUCUUUGUGGAAGGUUGGGGCUUGGCUGGUUAUCGGAUCUGCAGCUUUUUGAUAGACGGAAAGGAUACAUUGGAAGUAUUGUUGGAGCUGGUGUGUCGGUAUUAGCAAUUCCAAUGGCCCAUUCUUUCUACGUUUUGGCAUGUUCUGUUGGCAUGUAUGGACUCUGUUUGGGAUGUUGGUUCCUUUUGGUUCCUGUUCUUCUUGCUGAUCAGUAUGGAACAGACAAAAUUUCUUCCAGUUAUGGCCUCGUCAGAAUGUUUCAAAGUGUUGGGGCCAUUUCGAUUCCACCACUCGCAGGCUACUUGCGGGACGUGACCGGAAGUUAUAACGUCUGUUUCCUGUGUAUGGGUACAUGCAUGGUGUUGGGUGGAUUGCCACUUUUAUUGGUGUCCAGCUACACUAGUAAACCAGAAUCAGAUCUGCCAGUGGACGUCAAAAACAAAAAGGAUAAUCUAGUAUCUCCGACUAAGGAUUAAAAUCUUUUUAACUGCCCUCAACAUCGAUAGAAGAAGGUCUACUAUGAAAACACCUUCUUCUUCUUCUUCUUCUGAAAAAAUUAGUCCAGAGCUUAAAAUUUUGAUCCAAUUUAAACUUUUUCUUUUGAUGAAAGUUAACUAAAU